Messenger RNA from Daucus carota subsp. sativus, 1368 nucleotides. RefSeq names its product prohibitin-3, mitochondrial. The transcript has 2 exons. Gene Ontology annotation, cellular component: mitochondrion; membrane. Bases 251 to 1090 code for a protein of 279 amino acids. Lineage: Eukaryota; Viridiplantae; Streptophyta; Magnoliopsida; Apiales; Apiaceae. The record is from RefSeq and is a predicted model, not a curated record. Gene Ontology annotation, biological process: mitochondrion organization.
AUGAGCGAGAGCCAGGUUCUGCCGCAAUUUCAUCGGUUUAUGUCGCAAGCGGUUUGAUUUGACGCAUAAACAUAACCCCAUGCACAAGGCAAACCGAGCUCCGAGGCCCAUAGUAUGGCCCACACCCAUUUCUUGUGCAACAAUUCAACUUCGCCCGUUUCAUCUAAAACCCUAAACCCUCUCCCUCUUCUUCUCCAACAGUUACUCCCAAACCCUCUCUCUCCCUCUCUCUCCCUUUCUAUCUCUCCAAAUGGCAGGUAACCAAGCAGCAGUCAUCUCUCUCCUCACCAAGAUGGGCCAGGCCGCCUUCGGCCUCGGCCUCGCCGCCACCGCCGUCAACUCCUCCCUCUACACCGUCGAUGGCGGGCAACGUGCCGUCCUGAUGGACCGCAUUCGCGGUGUUCUCGACAAGCCCGUCGGCGAAGGCACUCACUUCCUCAUCCCCUUCCUUCAAACCCCUAAUAUAUUCGAUAUACGCACCAAACCCCACACAUUUUCCUCCGUCUCCGGUACCAAAGACCUCCAGAUGGUCAAUCUGACUCUUCGGGUCUUAUCGAGACCCGAAGAGUCCAAAUUACCCGUUAUUUAUAAGGAAUUAGGCACCGAGUAUGAUGAAAAAGUGCUUCCUUCUAUCGGGAAUGAGAUUUUGAAGUCUGUUGUUGCCCAAUUCAAUGCUGAUCAGUUGUUGACCGAGAGGCCUAAAGUGUCUGCCCUUGUGCGCGAUAGUUUGACUACCCGGGCUAAGGAUUUCAACAUUCUGCUCGAUGAUGUGGCGAUCACCCAUUUGUCGUAUGGUAAUGAGUUUUCCAGGGCUGUUGAGCAGAAACAGGUGGCCCAGCAGGAGGCCGAGAGGUCUAAGUAUGUCGUGGCCAAAGCGGAUCAGGAGCGGAGGGCUGCAAUUAUUAGGGCUGAAGGGGAGAGUGAGUCGGCUAAGUUGAUUUCUGAUGCCACGAAGAGUAGUGGCAUGGGUUUGAUUGAGCUCAGGAAGAUUGAGGCCCAGAGGGAGAUUGCGGCGACUAUGGCCAGGAAUUCCGGUGUUUCUUACUUGCCUGAUGGGAACAGCAAUUUGCUUCUUGGACUUAGUCGUUGAUUGUGGGACAUAUGGCAUGGAUGACGGAGCUGUAAUAAAGUUACGGUUUUUCUCGGUGCACGGGAGAGAUCUCUGCUAUUUAGGUACUGAAUUAUUAGGAAGGAAUGAUCAGCGUUUGGGACUUGACUCUGUUGUAAUGCAAAUAUUAGUGCAUUGCCUUAAAUGACGUCUUUUGGUUGUUGGCAAACAUAUAUACUAGUAUGCUUGCGCGCUGCUUAUGGACAUAUUUUAUUUCUUUUUAGUUGAAGAUGCAAAUAAUUAAUCAUAUUUUUUGUGUA